This is a messenger RNA of Cooperia oncophora, 336 nucleotides long. The record is from the annotation of a GenBank genome assembly. NCBI's taxonomy places the organism in Eukaryota, Metazoa, Nematoda, Chromadorea, Rhabditida, Trichostrongylidae.
CCCCCAGCAGUGUCACGCGGUACCCCAUCAGCUGUCGAAGUCCGCGAAGGACAUAAUGUGACGUUAACGUGCAAAGCGGAAGGCAAUCCGACGCCAACGGUGGUCUGGCGUCGUCAGGACAAACAAAUCAUCCGAUACAAUGGUGCAACCGGAUUUGGAGGUGAGCCCAGCUUGAGUCACUCGGCUAACCGAGGAGAUUAUGGCUACGUAUCCGAUUUCAUAAGCACAUGCAUGUUGUCAUCCUUGCCACUAGAGCGCUUAAUGAAUGGCUCCAAAAUAUGUGGGGAAAGGGAAAUGACAUGGAAAACUCUUGGCAUUGUCUGGUUAAGGCAAUAG